ACUGUAAGUUACUGGCAUUCUUAUAACUAGCUACUAUGGUUUGGUUUGCUAUUUCACGUCCGUGCAUGUACCUUUUGUUUGCUUGUUUUUUAAAGGGGGGUUACUUGUUUUACUAGUAGCCUAGCCUAAGCUAAUGUUUUGAAAUUAUAUCUUUUUCCGAGUCAACUCUUUACUGGAUACAUAACCUUGUUUGUGAUGAGCCUCCACACUAAAGAUGUCAAUGAGCGAACUAGAAUGCUUCAGACGCUGAAAACUGAAACAGAAGAUAUUAAGAACAGGCUGGUUGCAGUAUCUGCUAGAUGCCAUGAACUGGAGAACAUGAAAUCAUUUGCAUCACAGGAUUAUAAACCCACAUCAGAUGUUGAAACAAUUCAAGAACUUUUGCGAGAUGCUUUGGAGAAGAACCAGCAGUGGCUGGCAUAUGAUCAGCAGAGAGAAGCCUAUAUGACGACAGUGUUGACAAGGCUCCACCUCCUAGAACAGCAGCAGGGUCUGCCCCGUGGAGCCUUCCAGGAGCGACCUCCGCACACAGCACCUGAUAUAGACACAGCACGGAAUUCUCUGGCAGCACAGCAGCAGCAGUACACUGAAGUCCUGCAGAAAUGCGAGGAACAGCUCGACCAGGAGUUUGAAAGCAUCGCUCAGGCACAGAGAGAGGUGGAACACCUGAAGAGGGAGGCGAAGGAGACACACCAAGAGGUCUGCACAGUACAGGGUCUGCUCCAGAGCAAACAGAACGAUCUGGAGCGAACACAGAUGCACAUCGACGACAAGAAGGUUGAGCUGGACAAGGUGUGGCAGCAGAUCAAAGAGAAGAACGGAGAUCUGAGUGAGCUGCAGGAGCUGCUCCACACAAAGUUUGCUGAGCUACAGGCACUGCAGGCCCAGAUUCAGGUCACGGAAGGUGAACUUCGUGAAUUGCGUCUGGAGAAGAGUCAGAUACAGAAGCAGCUAAAAGACCACAAGGCAGAACUGAGACAGGACAUGACACUGCAAGAGGUGUUGCACAGGCAUCAAGAGGAACAGGCCAGGACUGCCAGUCUGCAGAAGCAGGUUUCCUGCCUUGCUGAUGAUGUACAAGAGCAGAAAUGUGAAAAGCAGCAUUUGCAGAAGCAACUCCAGAAAGCCUUGAAAGAUCUCAGAAAAGCUCACAGCUACAUAUCCAAAUUAGAGGAUGAGGUGGAUAAAGUUCCAAGUAAACUUGUCAGCUGUGAAGAAAAGCCCCAGGCGGUGCAAGAGAGGCAGGAGGUGCAAGAGAGCCACGUGAGGAGGAGUUAUGAAAGCCCCAGGGCAUCUCCAGGACUGCCCAGUCCCCUGGACGAGAGCUUCUUGGAGUGUCCCAACUGCCAAAAACAGUAUCCAGCCAGUCGACACAGAGAGCUCGUCACUCAUCUUGACCAGUGCUGUAGAUAAUGUUAAGGUUCUGUCAGUUUGUCUAAAUUAAUGCAGCAUGCUAUGGCAUCUCAUGACAAGAGUAGUUUCCUACAACUUGAUGUGAUCAUUCUGUUUCAUUUACAAAUCAACAGCACAUUAUUAAAUACACAACUUUCAAGUAUUUUAUGAUAUGCAAACAUGUUUUCAUAUGACAUUUUGCUUUCACAAAAUAAAUUCCACUCACUCACUGAA
Messenger RNA from Engraulis encrasicolus (European anchovy), 1626 nucleotides. RefSeq names its product centrosomal protein of 55 kDa-like. Lineage: Eukaryota; Metazoa; Chordata; Actinopteri; Clupeiformes; Engraulidae. The transcript is spliced from 8 exons. The coding region runs from base 196 to 1413 and encodes 405 amino acids. The record is from RefSeq and is a predicted model, not a curated record. Gene Ontology annotation, biological process: regulation of phosphatidylinositol 3-kinase/protein kinase B signal transduction; mitotic cytokinesis.